AUGCGACCUCCGCCGUCAUCGUGGGACCACGGAUAUGAUUUCCACCGCCCGUCAACUUCAGGAGAAGUGCCAGAGAUGCGGACCCACCUGUACUCUACCUUCGUGGACCUGACGAAAGCCUUCGACACGGUGAACCGUGAAGGACUGUGGAAGAUCAUGCAGAAAUUCGGCUGUCCGGAGCGAUUCACUCAGAUGGUGCGUCAGCUGCACGACGGUAUGAUGGCGCGAGUCACGGACAACGGUGCUGUCUCAGAGGCAUUCGCAUUGACCAACGGAGUAAAGCAGGGAUGCGUGCUGGCGCCUACCCUCUUCAGUCUUAUGUUCUCUGCCAUGCUGAUGGAUGCCUACCGCGACGAACGCCCAGGGAUCCGCAUCGCCUACAGGAAGGAUAGCCACCUCCUCAAUCUACGCCUAAUUAACUUCCAAUCGCGCGUAUCCACAACCACAAUCCACGAAAUUCUCUUCGCCGACGACUGCGCCCUGAACACCACCUCGGAAGAGGACAUGCAACGGAGCAUGGAUCUCUUCUCCGGCGCCUGCGAGAACUUCGGUCUCGUCAUCAACACGCAGAAGACGGUGGUCAUGCAUCAACCGCGACCCAACACAGCGACUCCCCCAACGUGUAUGUGCGGAGUGGCGAACUGGUGGGCUGAGAGCCAGACUGUAACGACUUCUUCUUAA
This is a messenger RNA of Spirometra erinaceieuropaei, 681 nucleotides long. Lineage: Eukaryota; Metazoa; Platyhelminthes; Cestoda; Diphyllobothriidea; Diphyllobothriidae. The record is from the annotation of a GenBank genome assembly.